CUACUGAGCAAGAAGCAAGGAUUGAAAAUGUGGACCAUGAAACGCCAGACAGCACCGCCAAAAUGGUCUGAGGACAAUGAUGGACAUAAUGGGCGUGACGCCUUACUAUGACAUAAACACUUCAGAUGCCGGCAUCACAAACGGCACAUUCUACGAUGACGAGGACGAAUACGACUACAAGGACGACCACGCCGAGCUGAGGCAGUCCCUUAAUAUCAUGUCUCUCAUCGUCUAUUGCUUGGCUUUCGUGCUGGGCGUGCUGGGCAACGGCGUGGUGAUCUGGGUCACCGGAUUCAAGAUGAAGAAAACAGUCAACACCGUAUGGUUUCUCAAUCUCGCCGUGGCCGAUUUCCUCUUCACCGCCUUCCUUCCCUUGAGCGUGACGUACACCGCCAUGGAUUUCCACUGGCCCUUUGGCAAGUUCAUGUGCAAGCUGAAUAGCACCAUCAGCUUCCUCAACAUGUUUGCAAGUGUCUACAUACUGAUGGUAAUCAGCAUCGACCGAUGCGUGUCUGUGGUGUGGCCCGUUUGGGCUCAGAACUACCGCAGCGUGCAGAAAGCAUCCUGCGUAAGUGUGGGUGUUUGGGUCCUGGCGCUGAUUCUGAGCACUCCGUACUUCAUCUUCAGGGAUACUGGACCGUCGUACAACAAUGAAGAAAUCAUCAACUGCUUCAAUAAUUUUGCCUUCUCCGAUGAUUAUGUCACACUGCAUGUGACCCAGCUGCGCCACUUCCGACAUCAGGCAAUGACCAUGACUCGCUUCUUUCUGGGAUUCGUCGUUCCCUUCACUGUUAUCGUUUCCUGUUACGCCGUGAUUGUCCACCGAUUGCGCAGGAACAGGACCUUGGCCAGCCAAUCGAGUCGCCCCUUCAAGAUCAUCGCUGCCGUCAUUGCUACUUUUUUCCUGUGCUGGGCGCCCUAUCACAUUCUGGCACUAAUUGAGUUGGUCAAUCACAUGGCUGAUUAUGAGAGUGAGAUAUUGGAUCAUGUCAUCACUAUCGGUGUCCCCAUAGCUACCAGUCUAGCCUAUCUCAACAGCUGCCUUAAUCCGCUGCUUUAUGUGUUCAUGGGACAAGAUUUCAAGGAUAAAGUGCGUAAAUCCAUCCUGAAAGUACUGGAGACUGCUUUUCAGGAAGAGAUUUCCCGCUCAUAUACCUUUACAAACUCAAUGGUCACAAGUCGAAGCAAAGACAAGUCCCUAUCUGAAGCUGAGGUAUAAAGCUUUCGAUGUUAGCUACUGGAGUUGUACCUAGCCGUGACAAAUAUUCACAGUUUUUGCCGUAACUGCUACUAAUCCACAACUGCAAUAUUUACAAUGUGAUUACAUUUGACUGUUCAAAUCAUUGUAAGCAAGCUGUGAUGCUUUGUUGGGCGAAGCAUUUCUGAUGUUUGUGUAGAUACUUGCCAUAUCUUGAGUUAGCUUAGGAGAUAAACUGAAGUCUAACCUGGGUUGUUUAUUAAAUUCAAUGCAAUUGUUGUUAACAAUUAGGCCAAAUGAAUGGAAGUGAUAAAUCAUAUUUUGAAGUAAUGUAGUGCAUUAGUUCAUUAGUUGGCUGCAGUGCAAAACGUUGCUGUUUAUUCACUCUCAACUACAGAGUGGCGUGAAUAGCAACAGCAAGUCAGGAUACAUGCUUAAUGCCAACGUCCACUACGCAUUCAUACACAUUCGCUCAUCUUAAACAUUUUAUUUCCUUAGUUCUUAACUCAUACUGAGUAUUUAUGCAAAAAGUGUCCAACUAAAUUUGUGCAAUUUUUUAAUAUGGGACAUUUCAUUCAAAUUUAUGUGAAGUGUAACUAGAAUUUAGAACAAAUAAUUACUAUUGUGGAGAAAGCCAGAAGAAAUAGGUCACAUAUACAUGUGGUAAUGGUAGGGCUGUUUUGGUGCUGAUGCUGUUUUUCCCCCCAAUGAGAAAAAAAGAGACAUCUUUUUGAAAGCAAGCAUGUACUUACCUUAAGUGAUUGAUGCACUUAAUUCAGACACAACAUCCAUCAGUGUGAAACACACAAUUUGAGGAAAUGAGCCUAAAAUAAUUGUCAUUACACAAGCCCUAUCUCCAAGUAUCAAAAACGAAACAAGAAUUGCAGUGUUAACUCUGAUAUAUAUAUUUUUACCUUUUCACCAUAACUGGAAUAAGUUACAUUGCAUUCCCUGCAUUCUCAUUUAUGAUAUACAGGUCUUUGUUUGCAAUAUUAAAAGGCUUCGUCAUCUGUCCAACCUAAUGUUGUUAGUUGGGUGGAAAAUACAACAGCAAUGACUAUGUUUCAAAUGUAAAUACACGAUUUUCAAUGGACAGUACAAUACUAGUCAUUUGUAAUGGCAGCUGAAAGAUACACUAAAUUUGAUGUAUAUUUACUACAUGUCCUCUGUUAGGAGUUAUGGAC
Molecule: messenger RNA, 2382 nt
Organism: Corythoichthys intestinalis (scribbled pipefish)
Lineage: Eukaryota; Metazoa; Chordata; Actinopteri; Syngnathiformes; Syngnathidae
Product: chemerin-like receptor 1
Exons: 2
Coding region: 77-1219 (380 amino acids)
Biological process (GO): positive regulation of cytosolic calcium ion concentration; complement receptor mediated signaling pathway; inflammatory response
Cellular component (GO): plasma membrane
Molecular function (GO): G protein-coupled receptor activity; complement receptor activity
Source: RefSeq, a predicted model, not a curated record